CUUUAGGAACUUUUUGACAAUCCCCAGAGCCAGCCUCCGAACUUGCGCUUCUCUUGCCAUUUGAGCACAGUCGCCCGCAAAAAUGGCACCCACAAAAAAGAACGCAAAGGCGACCAAGAAGUUUGAAAAGAAACAUCUCAAGGGUGUCCUGGACAAGCGCAAGGAGGAGUCAAAGGUCAAGAAGCGAUUCCAAGCCAAGAACAAGAAGCAAUCGAAGCACACAAAGGACGAUGAGUUCUUCAAGGGCCCCAAGGAUGCCUCCAAACAGCCCAGCGACAAGAAGAAACCAGGCGCCACUGUCAGCAGCAUGAGCGUCGACGACUUCUUCAGCGGUGGCUUCGAGAUUCUCGACAAGGGCAAGGACACCAAGAAGGCUGGCAAGAAGCUGGGCAAGAGGAAGCGAGAUGGCCAGGAUUCGGAGGACUCAGACGAAGACCACAGCGGUGGCGCUGGUGAACCGGAAUCUGCCGACGACAGCGAAGAUGAAUCAGGCGGAGAGAACAUCGGGAUUGGCAGAGAGGACAUGGAUGCAUUGGCCAAGGAUGACCCGGAAUUCUACAAAUACCUGCAGGAAAAUGACCCUGAAGCGCUCGAAUUCGACGAAAACGUGGACAUGGCCGAGAUUGACGAGUUGAGCUCCGGGGAAGACGAGGACCGACCAAAGAAGAAGCAGAAGAAGGGCAAGAAAGCGGCUGAUGAGGAGUCGGACGACGAGUUCUCAACACGCAAUGAGCUCACAAAGGCGAUGAUCGCAAGAUGGAAAGCCUCAAUAGAAGACAACAACUCCCUCAGGGCAGCGAGGCAAGUUGUUCUGGCCUUCCGAAGUGCUGCGCAUCUCAACGAGGACGACGAAGAGAACACGCAAAAGUACUCCAUCACAAGCCCAGAGGUCUACCACGACAUCCUCGUCGUUGCGUUGAAGCAAAUACCAGACGUCUUACAGCAUCACGUGCCUGUCAAGGAGACGGCAAGUGGCAAGGUCUAUGUGCCAACAGACUCGAAGAAGUUCAAGACACUCUCGAUACUUGUCAAGAGCUACACAGCAUCGGUUCUUCACCUUCUUGGAACACUCUCUGAUGAUGCCACACUUAAACUUACACUGUCCGCCUUGACACCAUUACUGCCCUACCUGCUGUCGUUGCGCAAGGUCUUGAAGAAUCUCAUCAAGACUGUAGUGCACUUUUGGUCACAGUCCUCCAGCAGUGACGCCACCAGAAUCACGGCAUUCCUGGUUCUAAGAAGACUCGUUGUUAUCGGGGACAAGGGCAUUCGGGAGGCUGUUCUCAAGGUCGCCUACCAGGGCCUGAUCCAGGGCAGCCGGUCGACGAACCCCAACACCAUACAAGGCAUCAACCUGAUGAAGAACUCUGCAGCUGAGCUCUGGGGCAUCGACCAGAGCAUCGGCUACACAACCGCGUUCACCUUCAUCCGUCAGCUCGCCAUUCACCUGCGAAACAGCAUUACCCACAACCAGAACGAGUCAUACAAGGCCGUCUACAACUGGCAAUAUGUGCACUCCCUAGACUUCUGGUCCUGCGUGCUGGCCGAGCACUGCAGUAUGCUGAAGGAGGCCGAGCAUGGGAAGGAGAGCCAGCUGAAGCUGCUCAUCUACCCGCUCGUCCAGGUCACCCUCGGCGCCAUGCGCUUGAUCCCCACAGCCACCUACUUUCCCCUGCGAUUCCAGCUCAUCCGCUCCCUCCUGCGGCUGUCCCGUGCGACGGGCACGUACAUCCCGUUGGCUUCAGCCCUGAUCGAGGUUUUGAAUUCUGCCGAGAUGAAGAAGCCUCCAAAAGCUACGACGCUGAAGGCGCUGGACUUCAGCGUCCAGUACAAGGCACCCAAGUCGUACUUGCGCACUCGUGUCUACCAGGACGGUGUUGGCGAGCAGGUUGUCGAACUAUUCUGCGAGUACUUUGCGAUCUGGUCCACCAACAUUGCCUUCCCGGAGUUUGCUCUGCCUGUCGUGGUCAUGCUCAAGCGAUGGAGCAAGGAGGCUAGGGGAAACAAAAAGGGCAACAGUGGCAACAAGAACUCCAAGCUUGUUUCGCAGAUUUCGCUCUUGGUGCAGAAGCUGGAUGCGAACGCCAAGUUCAUCGAGGAGAAGCGGUCCAAGAUCGACUUUGCUCCUAAGAACAGGACGCAGGUGGACAAGUUCCUCAGCGGAUUCGACUGGGAGAAGACACCCGUAGGAGCGUUUGCGAUGGGCCAGAGGAAGCAGAGAGAAGAGAGGCGUAAAAUGCUGGAGGAGGCACGAAAGGAGGACGACAGGAAGAGGAAAGAGGAGGAGCAGAAGAAGAUUGAGGGAAGCGAUGAUGACGAAGAAGAGGAGGAGGAAGAGGGAGCCGGGAGCGAAGAGAGCGAAGGCAGCGAGGACGGUGAGGGAUCCGAAGAGGAUGAGCUCGAGGACGAGCUGUCCGAGGGCGAAGCUGAGUCCGAGGAUGAGGAGGAAUCCGAAUGAUUUCCCAUCGGACCGGCUUUCUACUCUCACAGAUAGCACGGCGAGAGAGUGUUCUGUUCACGAGGAGGCUUAGCUAUUCACAUCCGUCGAGCUCAAUACCCAUACUAUUAUGUGUAA
Diaporthe batatas is the source of this 2575-nucleotide messenger RNA. Its product is annotated as mRNA-binding ribosome synthesis protein NOC2. Gene Ontology annotation, cellular component: nucleoplasm; nucleolus; Noc2p-Noc3p complex. Bases 83 to 2458 code for a protein of 791 amino acids. The record is from RefSeq and is a predicted model, not a curated record. The transcript has a single exon. Gene Ontology annotation, biological process: ribosomal large subunit biogenesis. Lineage: Eukaryota; Fungi; Ascomycota; Sordariomycetes; Diaporthales; Diaporthaceae.